AUGAAUAAUUAUAAUUCAUCUAUUCAGCACAUAAUAGGCAAAAAAUAUUCAUUAGUCAGUGGAAUAAUAACUGACCAAGAAAUUGAUUCACUAAAAAAAUCAAUAAACAAUUUGAGUUUAAAGCAACAAUCAAAGAUAAUAGAUAAAUUUAAAUAUAUACAAAAACUUAAUUCAGAUGAUGAUAAUAAUAAUCUGGAUGAAAAAAAAUCAAUGUUGUCUCUUCAAAUAUCACAACCAACAUCUGAUAUACUUGACCUUUCUUCAAAAUCUCCACAAGCAUCACAAAUAUCAUUUUUUCAAAAUGCAAAAUAA
Entrophospora sp. SA101 is the source of this 312-nucleotide messenger RNA. NCBI's taxonomy places the organism in Eukaryota, Fungi, Glomeromycota, Glomeromycetes, Entrophosporales, Entrophosporaceae. The record is from the annotation of a GenBank genome assembly.